Pecten maximus is the source of this 3302-nucleotide messenger RNA. Its product is annotated as solute carrier family 22 member 3-like. The record is from RefSeq and is a predicted model, not a curated record. Bases 163 to 1896 code for a protein of 577 amino acids. Gene Ontology annotation, biological process: transmembrane transport. Gene Ontology annotation, molecular function: transmembrane transporter activity. NCBI's taxonomy places the organism in Eukaryota, Metazoa, Mollusca, Bivalvia, Pectinida, Pectinidae. The transcript has 10 exons.
GAGUUUUGAUUCCGUAUCGAUGUUCUGGAUCUACCGUCGUUUUCAUUGACAUCUAGAUUUACAGAAUUGGAAAUGGUGACAAUGACUCUUAAAUUAUAAUCAACUUUGACACUCGUAUCUUCAUUCUAAGAAAGGAAAAAAUACUCAACCUUAAACUUCAAAAUGACUAUAUCAACCCAAUCGGUGGAUAAGAUAUUUCAGAUUCUGAGGCCAGCCGGAUUCUACCAAAUCAGCCGAGUGGCGUUUGUACUGGGCAGUCUGGGCCAGAUCGCCGCUGUCGUCCUGAUCUUCGUCAUCAUAGGCCAUGUCCCAGAUUUCCAGUGCAGUCCACUACACGAGCCUCUGUCGAAGUACGGUCUCCCUCGCGCGGAAGAAAACGGUACCGGAUACGAGAUUACUUACGGGAAGUGCGAUAUCUCUGUUCUAACGAACACAACUAACACUACAUCAACGUCCAUUCUCUCUUGUAAGGAGGGGUACUCAUUCGAUAAAAAUGAAGGAACGACCAUCAUUUCCGAGUGGAACCUUGUGUGUGACCAGUCGGGGGUUGGAGAACUUGGCCAGACCCUCGUCAUGGCUGGUCAGAUCGUCGGGGCUACUCUGUUUACCUCCCUUGCUGAUCGGUACGGUCGGAAGCCAGUGUUCGUGAGCACCCACUUACUACUGUUUGUUAUGAGUGUCUCUCUCACGUUCGUCCCCACAUUUGUCGUUUUCGCCAUCAUGCGGUUCGUCAUUGGCGCCUUGCAACAGGGGAUGGGUCUGGCAAUGUCAAUCAUUACACUGGAAAUCGUACCCCAACAAUACAGAGGCAUAGUAGGUGCUAUCGGACAAUUCGCAUGGACUGCGUUUGUCGUCAUCUUGGCUGGCAUAGGGUACUUCAUGCGGAAUCUCUCGUGGCGGUACAUCCAACUUGCGACAGCUCUGGUAUCGGUCCACGCUCUUGCAUCGUAUUGGAUCAUUGACGAAUCUUUAAGAUGGCUGAUUGCUAACAAACGAAAAGACGAAGCUUUGAAAGUAAUACAGAGGGUAGCCAGAAUCAACAAAGUCAGCCAAUCAGAUUUAGCGGACGUGACGCAACUACUUUCCGACGAUCACGAACCGACCAAUCGCGUGUCUUGUAACAGUCGACCGCAAGGACUUCAGCCUGUCAAUGGGGUGUCACCGGUUCCGGACAGUUCCGAGGACACUCAGGAUGAUACCUACACUAUCGAGACGAGAUUGUCCGAUAGUGUGGACAAGCCUACCUUUAUAGAAUUAAUCCGGCACAAACUUCUACUGAAACAUUCCCUCAUACUGUGGUUCACAUGGUGUACGAAUAGUUUGACGUAUUUUGGUUUAUAUCUGACGUCAGCAUCUCUAACCGGAAAUCGUCAUCUCAACUUUUUCCUAAAUGGGUUAGUGGAGCUUCCGGGCGGCUUCCUGUACGCUCUGCUUGUCAAUAGAAUAGGCAGGAAGAGAUGCAGUAUUUUGUUCCAUGCCGUGACGGGGGUGGCCUUGAUACUAUCUGUUGUCCUACUGGAGGUGGCAGGAGAUGAUGUGAAUACCCCCCUGUCAAUCCUGUCAACCAUGUUGAACUACGUGGGAAAACUUGGGAUAGCCGCCUCCUUUGCCCUGUUAUUCCUCUACACUCCCGAACUCUACCCAACAAAUCUUAGAAAUGUUGGUCUGGGAUUCUGUUCGGCAGCAGCUCGCAUCGGAGGGAUGAUUGCGCCUUACUCCAAUAUAUUCGCGUCCUACGUGCUUUGGGGGCCAGGCGUGGUGUUCGGGAUAUGUUGUAUCCUUGUAGCCUUCCUCACCCUCCUGCUACCAGAGACGAAUGGCAAGGAGCUCCCGCAGACAGUAGAGGAUUAUAACGAUUGGGUUAAACAAAGACCCAAUGCAUCACAAGCGAUAUAGUUAAAAUGUACCUAUCGGAAGUAGGAAAGUGUGGAGUGGUGCAAAGGUCGCCAUGUUGUAGUUCCAUUAUCAAACCAAGCAUAUUGUUAGAAAUAAAAUGACAUUUUAGUUCCAAAAAUAACUAUAUGCAAGCUGCGUCUAAAUGCUCAAUACCAUCGCACGCAUUAAUUAGGGUUGUAUUAGCUAAGUUUGCAUGUAUUAAAUAUGAAAUUUUAAUUUUACAAGCAUUCAAGUUUUGAUGAUAAGUAUGCUUAGUGAAUAUUAUAUGAAUUCUACGAAUAAUAGUUGUAUCAUGAUGAAAUUACGAAUGACGUGUCAAAUGAUAAAAGUAAUGUGUCACAUUAUACAGUAAUGUGUCACAUGAUAAAAGUAAUGUGUCACAUGAUUAAAGUAAUGUGUCACAUGAUACAGAAAUAUGUAUCAAGUGAGAGGGAAAGGUGUCACGUGGUAUGAAUUAUAUGUCAACUGAUUUACGAACGCUUACCGUAUUCAUACAUUCGGAAUGAUAAACAUACUAAUGUAUGGUACUAAGAAGACGUCCAUGGACAUCUCAUUUCUUUCCGCAUCUGGCUUUGGUCCAAUUAUUCUGAAACUUUGUUACGAAUUUUCAGAAAAAAAAACACAGGGACUGUCCGAUGUAUGUUUUAAGGAAAACAUUCGGAUGUAUUAAUAAAAUGGCGGGCUUAAGUAACUGAAAUCAACGCAUAUACGUUCAAAGAGAUGCAGCCACACGUUUGAUAAAACACUGACAUGUUUUCACACAUUUACGUCCAUCUUGAUUCCUAUACAUCCAAUUCCCAUAGCAUUCUAGCGCUGGGAUUAGGACUGUCUUUGGCAAUAAACAACACCGUAUUUUUCACAUAUAUCCCUUUCACGUAUGGUUUUUACCGGAGCCAUUUUUCCUGGCAUUUCAUUUCUUUCUUUUUUUGUUCUUUUUUCUUCUUCUGUAAAGCCGUUUAAAAUCUUAAACCUACGUCAUGCAGUAACGCCCUGAAUAAAGUAUGAUCUCGCGAUUGGUUGCAAGUAAUGGAAGUUAAUACAGUAAAUUCUACGAUUGGUCGUAAAUAGUGCUAGUAUAUAAUACGAAAACAAUAAGCAACAUGUCUGCUUCCAGUACUAGACAAAUGAUUCGCCGUUUCGAGAAUUUAAAAGUCAGUGAACUUCGUGCAAAAAUUCCAAAAAACAAAAAGGGCGAAACUCCGUAAUCCAAUAAUCGGAAACAAAGCCACUGUUUCAGAGGUUGUCGUCAUGUUCCUUUAGUUUAACAUCUAAUUUUUACAUAGAUCUGCAUGCUUCUUUCGGGGAAAAUCUACGCUGAGAGAUGCCUAAAAUUUGAGCUGGCCGGGUCAUUUCUUCAAUAAAACAUAUAAAAUGAAUUUUAGUAAUAAAGUGGACAUUAUAUAACA